AUGGCGGCCGGACUGAUGAAGCGUUACCGGGAGGCAGGAGAGGCAGCCCCGAAAGUAAUGUACGUGGACAGAGAUUGCUGCAGUCAGCACGGCCAGUCUCCGGUGAAGAUCAUGUUUCCGGAGUGGGAUGAGCUUGAAGUGCGCCUUGACAUCUGGCAUUUUAUGCGCCGGUUUGCUGCAGGUGUCACGACAGAAGCUCAUCCGCUCUACGGGAUCUUCAUGGCACGUCUGUCCACGUGCAUCUUUCAGUGGGAUCCAGAAGAUGUGGCCGCUCUUCGCCAGGCAAAGGAAGGGACCAGUGCCAGUGAUGCGCAUUUUCAGGCCUAUCUCCUUGAGGGCUUGAUGCGCUGGAAUGAUGACCGGAUGGAAAGCACCAUAAAAGGAGCAUCCUCCAUACGGUCAUAUGGCAGUGCCAUGAGAGAGGCUGUGGACAGGCUUAGCCGAGCAGUCUUAGGGAAGCCCUGGGAUAACCGUUAUCACCCUCCUGGAGCAUAUACAGGUGAAUUGCUGGGAUUAGAGUACCUUUACAGCCAGACCGGCAAAACCCUGACUCCGGUGCUCCAGAACCCAGAGGAGGAAGACAGGCUGGUGGAGGAAGUAGAUGACGAGGAUCUACAAGAUGAGGGGUUUGAGGAGGAGAUCAUGGAGGACAUCACAGUUCCAGUGCUGUAUGAGGAUGACCCCUGCCAUGAUCUCAGAAACAGCCCCUCAUCUUCGCCUCUGCCUCAGUCCCCAGCAUCACUGGCUGAGCCGUCCACAUCAGCUGGUGGAGAAGGACAGCUUCCUAGCCCAGCCCUCUCAGUGCCGUCACAGCCAUCCGACUCUGGAGACAGUCUCUCUGUUGAGGCUCAGGGAGUAGUCAUUGGACCUGAUGGCAUUGCUGGGUGGGACAAGGUCCAGGAUCUGGCUGCUUAUUUGGUAGGUCUUCGUGAGGCUCCUUACCUCACUGACCUGCAGGUGACAGAGGCCAUCCAGCUGUGGACAGCUCUCCUGGAUGUUGAUAAACAGCGCAUCAACUACCAGCCUCGACAUCAGCCUCAGCUGACACAUGGGCGCUUUAAGGCACCGAAGCGCUCCGGAGUCACUCCAGGUGUGGAGAGCGUCAAGCGCUGUCUGAUUGGACAUCCUGGGGGUCCAGCACAGUGGCCUAGCACCAGCCGCUUGGUUGAGGCCAUUUGUACAAAGCUGUGUGCCGUACACAAGUCCACUUCCAAGAAGGCUGGUGUUCGCACCCCCAGGUGGUCUAAAAUACUGACCGAUUACCACCACAUCCGGGAUCUGGUGCUUGGCAGUCGCAGGCUAAUGGAUGAAACAGUGAUCCAGCUUUUUGAGCUAAACCAGAAGACGCUCAUUCAGUGGUUUCAACGGAGGCAAAAGGAUCAGGAAAUGAGUGUACUCACUCAGGGACUGACUCCACUUAAUCCAAUUGCUGUGGCAGAUACGCAGCUUCCUUUGCCGAGGGAAAAAUUGGACGAGGCACCGUCAACAUCAGGCCCCAAACACCAGUUUGUUUUUCCUCCAAAUAAAGAAGGACAGGCACCUCUUCUUCGACCUGGACGAAAGUCUGCUUCUGCAACCACCACAGUUUGCUCUUUCCUGCCAGAUGCCACCACGGUGUGCUCCUUCCCACCGGCCCCCACGACGGUAUGCUCCAUCGCGCCAACCCCCACCACAGUCUGCCACAUUGCACCGGCCCCUACCAUGGUGUGCCCCGUCACACCGACCUUCACCACAGUGCGCCCCAUCUCGCCAGCCUCCACCACAGUGUGA
Molecule: messenger RNA, 1770 nt
Organism: Danio rerio (zebrafish)
Lineage: Eukaryota; Metazoa; Chordata; Actinopteri; Cypriniformes; Danionidae
Source: RefSeq, a predicted model, not a curated record